CUUGCAACAAUGAAUAAGUACUUGUUAUGUGUUAUCGGAUUUGUUGUCCUAUUAAGCAUUGCUGGAGCUAAUGGAGCAGGUGAGUGCGGGAGAAAUUCUCCGGAUAUGGAAGCUAUGAAGUUGAUUCCAUGUGCAGAAGCAGCAUCGGAUGAGAAUGCAUCUGUUUCCAGGAGCUGUUGUUUACAGAUACAAAAAUUGGGGAAAAACCCGAAAUGUCUUUGUGCUGUUAUGCUCUCAAAUACUGCUAAGCUCUCUGGAGCUAAUCCUGAAGUUGCAAUAACUAUCCCUAAGCGUUGCAACCUUGCUAAUCGUCCUGUUGGCUUCAAAUGUGGACCUUACACACUACCUUGAAGAAUGAAGACUACUUGAUGUGCUAUUAUUAUGUUAUGUACUUAUAUGUUACUGUGUGCUUCAGUUUUAAUCAGAGAUCAUGUCAUGUAUGAUUUCUGAUUAGUGUAAUAAUAUUUGGUGUUCUCUGUUUUGAAGUGAAUUAUCCUUUUCAAUUAUUGAUUUGCAACUUAA
Solanum stenotomum is the source of this 522-nucleotide messenger RNA. RefSeq lists its product as uncharacterized. Gene Ontology annotation, biological process: systemic acquired resistance. Gene Ontology annotation, molecular function: fatty acid binding. The record is from RefSeq and is a predicted model, not a curated record. The transcript has 2 exons. Lineage: Eukaryota; Viridiplantae; Streptophyta; Magnoliopsida; Solanales; Solanaceae. Bases 10 to 351 code for a protein of 113 amino acids.